Messenger RNA from Teleopsis dalmanni, 1742 nucleotides. RefSeq lists its product as uncharacterized. NCBI's taxonomy places the organism in Eukaryota, Metazoa, Arthropoda, Insecta, Diptera, Diopsidae. The transcript is spliced from 3 exons. The coding region runs from base 376 to 1698 and encodes 440 amino acids. The record is from RefSeq and is a predicted model, not a curated record.
CCAAAAAUAAUAAAUAAGUGCAAUGAAUAAAUAAAUAAAUAUUUACAGAAGUGCAGUGCAGUACAAAUACAGUACAAAUAAUUCAGUAAUUACUGACCAUGUCUGAAUACUCGACCAUGAAUAAAUUUAUAAUAUAAAUUUAUAACUUAAGUCGUUGUAGCAUUUAGAACAUAGGAGUAACAUGUGGCAUCAUUCAUUCAAAAAUCAGCUGUUGUUGACAGCGUUGCAAAAUUGAGUUGCUAAAUUUAUUUUUUGUGAAUCUUAUUCAUUAAGAUAAUUAUUGUAAUUAUUGCUUUAUAAAUAACGGCACAAAAUAUAUAUUAUUCGCCUCGUAAGGCAUAAAACACAAGAGUACAAACAUAAUAGAAAGAAGAAAUGCAGAACGAAAUUCCAUCUUUAUAUGAUCUCAAUGAUGAUUGCUUGGAUUAUAUAUUUCGUAAAAUAGUGUACCUGCCAGAUCAACUAAAGAUUUCCAGAGUAUGUACACGUUUUCAAAACAUUUACACGCGCAUUUGGAAUGCCAAUUCAAACUACCGAAUUCUGGAAUUAAAUGAGUGGCGUAGCAUUUUCCCAAAAAUUGAAGAUUUGCAAUACUUUUUGCAUGUAAUGCAAUUUUAUUUUAAGGAAUUUGUAAUAACCGAAGACUGUCUCAGUGAAACCCUUAAAGAUCUGGAGGAAUGGAAUAUUACAUGUUUGCCGAGCGUUGAACGUUGCGAUUUGUCAGAUUUUGUUGAUUGUUAUCCAAAUGACUGUGAUAUAUUUAACUUAACAAAUCUUUUACCUAAUUUGAAAUAUUUACGAUUAACAGCACCUAUAACCGGUAGAUUUUUGACCAAUUUUAAAUAUCUAGAAGAAUUACAUCUGUAUGACGAACAAGAAAAGGAAUUGGAAAUAAGUGCUAAUUAUUUAAAGGAUAUAUGUGUGGAGCUAAAGCAGCUACGAAUUUUGGAUAUACGUACUUUUAAUGCAAGCCAUUUAUCUUUGACGCAUAUAGAAUACUGCAAAAAUUUGGAAGUUUUAAAGCUUAACCUAAGCGUACUAAAAACAAUUGUAUGUGAUGUCUUAAAGCUACCGAAGUUGAAAACAGUUACAGUAUUAUUAGAUUUCAUUGUUAAUGCAUCAAGCAUACAAAGUCCAGAUACAUUUAGUACUAAAAUUUAUCAAACCAAGGAGUUUUACUAUAUAUUAAAUACAGAAAGUGAAAGGAUUACGGGUAUUAGCAUAGAUAACUAUUUUAUGCCUUUGAAGGAAGAUUGGGAUGACAAUUUAGAUAUUUUUAAACAUUGUAAACUUGAAUAUUUUGCAUUUUGUAAUUCAAGCUUUGAAUCGACGGCACUUGAAAAGUACACAAAAAUGAAGAAUUUAAAAUUACUUUGUUUACGCAAUUGGUCGUUACUAUCUAAAGAUGUGCUAUUAAGAUUUAUUGAACUAUGUCCAAAUCUACAGCACAUAGAUGUAAGCUACUGUAAAAAUUUGGAUAAAUCAUUUCUGUAUGAUGCAGUUGAAUUGCUCAAACAGCAUAAACAUAGAACCAUAAAUGUGUAUUACCUGUUAAGUGGUUUGGAAGAUGAAAUUGAAAAUGUAAAUAUAAAUUUUUGGGUUCAGCAAAAGUACAUUCAUUUGUCGGCGGAUUUUCCACCAGAUUCCGAAAGAGGUUUAAGUUAUGUGGAUCGAGGAUUUCAAUUUGACUUUGAUUAAUUAUUUAAUAUUAAUUAAUAAAAAUAUUUAUCAUUUAACUGUAA